This is a messenger RNA of Ilex paraguariensis (yerba mate), 396 nucleotides long. The record is from the annotation of a GenBank genome assembly. Lineage: Eukaryota; Viridiplantae; Streptophyta; Magnoliopsida; Aquifoliales; Aquifoliaceae.
AUGGCUCGAGCUGACGUAAACCAGAAAGCUAAGGCUGUCGCAGCAACAGUUGCAUGGGUAGUGUGUUGGGGCCUUUUCACAUUGAGUGGUUUUGGUAGCGCAGAGAGAUUUUUGAAAGCCACAGAACCAGGUUACAUUGUUGAGAAAGAAAUGAGACUAGGGUUUGCUCUACGCCUCCUUCAUUUCUUCUGGCAGAGUGGAAAAUCUUCUUAUGAACAUGUUUGGCCGGAUAUGGAAUUUGGGUGGAAAGUGGUGGUGGGAACAGUGAUUGGAUUCUUUGGUGCAGCAUUGGGAAGCGUUGGAGGAGUCGGAGGCGGUGGAAUAUUUGUUCCAAUGCUCACUUUGAUCAUUGGCUUCGACCCCAAGUCUUCUACUGCCAUUUCUAAAUGUCUGUAA